UUAUAAUGGUAUUGUUAUUGACCAACCGAGAUCAGUCGGGACGAAGCGAGUGCACACGUAGACAGGUACAUUCGUAGACAAGUUCAUUCGGAGUGUUUCUGCUUCAAAUGGAUUGAAUGACAGUAGGAGGAACUAAAGCUGAUCAGAUAUAUUUUCAGGAUUAAAAGAUGUUCCGUAUCCAGAGCCAGAAACUGCGAGAGGUGAAUUUGAAAAAGUUUGCACUGAAGAGCGACCAUGUACUGCGACUGGCAAGCCGGUUGGCACUGCCAUGCCAAAAUCGGCACGCAUACCAAAGCACAACAGCAGCAUCCGUGAAAACGCCAGUGAAAACGAAAAUCAACAAAAUUCUGGUCGCCAAUCGGGGAGAGAUCGCGGUUCGUGUAUUCCGUGCUGCCACCGAAGCAGGCAUCAGGACCGUUGCUGUGUACUCAGAGCAGGACGCCAAACAGCUGCAUCGACAGAAAGCUGACGAGGCAUACAUGAUUGGUAAAGGCAUGCCUCCGGUUGCAGCAUACCUUAAUGCACCAGAGAUCAUUCGUGUUGCUAAGGAACAUGAUGUUGACGCAAUUCAUCCUGGAUAUGGGUUUCUUUCGGAAAGACAUGACUUCGCGAGGGCAUGCGUCAAAGCAGGCAUCAAGUUUAUCGGGCCUAGGCCGGAGAUUAUUCACUUAAUGGGAGACAAAAUUGAAGCACGAAAAGCUGCCGUAAAGAAUGGCGUUCCUGUGAUUCCUGGAACAGACAAGCCUGUUAAGACGAUGGAGGAAGUGAGAGAGUUCUGCGAGGAAUUUGGCAUGCCGAUUAUGUUGAAGGCAGCAUACGGUGGUGGAGGAAGGGGAAUGAGAGUCGUCAGUGACAUUGAUGAGCUAGAGAAAAUGUUUGAACUGGCAACAUCAGAAGCCAGGGCGGCUUUUGGAGAUGGCUCUAUGUUUGUCGAGAGAUUCAUCUCGCGUCCAAGGCACAUAGAGGUGCAAGUUCUUGGGGACGCCUACGGAGACGUUGUGCACUUUUAUGAACGAGAUUGCUCUGUGCAGAGAAGACAUCAGAAAGUCGUAGAGAGUGCUCCUGCGCCACACCUCUCGGCGGAAUUGCGCAGCACCCUAACAGGUCACGCUGUCAGGUUAUGCAAGGCUGUGGGCUACGAAAAUGCAGGCACUGUGGAGUUUCUUCUAGAUGAGGAAGGAAACCAUUUUUUUAUAGAAGUCAAUGCAAGGCUUCAGGUGGAACAUACUGUGACUGAAGAGGUCACCGGAGUUGAUUUGGUGAAAGCGCAGAUUGGGGUCGCGGAAGGGAAAUCGCUAGCGGAAAUGGGACUUUCCCAGGAGAAUAUCCACCUAAACGGACAUGCCAUCCAAGCCAGAAUCACCACUGAAGAUGCAUCGAAUAAUUUUGUUCCUGAUACGGGCAGGAUCGAGGUAUUUCGCAGUGGAGAAGGUAUGGGGAUACGCUUAGAUGGAGCAUGUGGCUUCGCAGGGGCAGAGGUAUCACCCCAUUACGAUUCGCUGCUUGUGAAAGUCAUUGCCCACGCUAGUGAAUGGAAAGAAACAGUGGAUAAGCUGAGCAGGUCUCUCAAAGAAUUUAGGAUCCGAGGCGUCAAGACAAAUAUCCCGUUUAUUCGAAAUGUGCUGAAGCACCCUCUGUUCAUGGAUGGAUUCGUGAACACCGACUUUAUCCAUAACAACCCAGAGCUUUUCGAUGUUCAACGAAGUCAGAACAGAGCACAAAAGUUGCUGCAUUAUCUUGGGCAUGUUAUUGUAAAUGGACCUGUGACCCCGUUGUCGACUGGUAUGAAACCGGCUAAAAUCACCCCAAACAUACCAGAGGUCAAAAAUUACAUAUUUUCAAAAAGCCAGGUUCCUUCAAACUCGUCUGCUGCGGGUCGCAUCAACCGCCCUAGUGGGUACAGAGAUAUUCUCUUGCAACAGGGACCUGAUGGUUUUGCCAGGACAGUGAGACGAGAGGGUCGUCUUCUACUAUGCGACACGACCUUUCGAGAUGCACAUCAGUCUCUGUUGGCUACCCGUGUUCGGACCCACGAUUUGCUGAGGGUAUCGCCAUUUGUUUCGGAUUCAUUUGCUAAUUUGUACAGUUUGGAAUGCUGGGGCGGAGCCACAUUCGAUGUAGCCUUACGUUUUCUAAAGGAGUGUCCUUGGGAUCGUUUGGCACAGCUCAGAGAACUAAUCCCAAACAUUCCAUUUCAAAUGCUCUUAAGAGGAGCAAAUGCAGUUGGCUACAAGAACUAUCCAGACAACGUCGUUUUCGAGUUCUGUAAAAUGGCACAGAAAUACGGAAUGGACAUUUUCAGAGUUUUCGAUGCCCUAAACUAUCUUCCGAACCUUCAAGUUGGGAUUGAUGCUGCAGGCGAGGCAGGUGCUGUAGUCGAGGCUGCGAUCUCGUAUACUGGUGACGUAUCUGAUCCAAGUAAAACAAAAUACAACAUCGAUUAUUAUAUGAAUCUUGCCAAGGAACUGACAAAGGCCGGCGUACACGUGCUUUGUAUCAAGGACAUGGCGGGCGUGUUGAAGCCUCAAGCUGCCCAGAUUCUUAUUGGGUCCUUACGAGCUCAGUACCCAAAGAUGCCAAUUCAUGUACACACACAUGACACAGCUGGAGCCGGCGUGGCAUCAAUGCUUGCAGCUGCGGAGGCAGGCGCAGACGUCGUUGAUGUCGCUAUUGACUCUAUGUCCGGUAUGACCUCACAGCCAAGUAUGGGCGCUGUAAUCGCGGCACUUCAGAACACAGACCUUGACACAGGAAUUCCAAUGGAUAAAGUAUUUGACUACAGUGCCUACUGGGAACAGACACGGCUUCUUUAUGCCCCCUUUGAAUGCACCACGACAAUGAAAACAGGCAAUGCUGAUGUGUACACGAAUGAAAUCCCUGGAGGCCAAUACACCAAUUUGCAAUUCCAAGCUUUCAGUCUGGGGCUCAGUGACCAGUUCCCAGAAGUGAAGCGGAAAUACGUCAUUGCAAAUAAGCUGCUCGGGGAUUUAGUGAAGGUGACACCAACAUCAAAGGUGGUCGGCGACUUGGCACAGUUUAUGGUGCAGAACAAACUAGAGGAGCAAGACUUUUUGCAGCGAGCCGAUGAACUCAAUGUGCCUUCAUCAGUUAUCGAGUUUCUUCAAGGCCACCUUGGCCAGCCUUAUGGUGGAUUCCCAGAACCUCUACGAACAAAACUUUUGAAGGGGAAACCAACGGUUGAUGGAAGACCAGGAGAAAGCCUCCCACCACUUGAUUUUGAACAAUUAGAAGCAGAGCUUAAACAAGACUAUGGAGCAACUGCCAUCAGCAAAAAAGAUGUAAUUAGUGCUGCAUUGUAUCCCGAUGUCUUCAAAGAUUACAUUUUGUUUAAAGAAGAGUUCGGACCAGUACAAGGCUUGCCAACGCGUCUUUUCUUCGUUGGCCCUGAAAUAGGCGAAGAGUUUGAAGUGCAAAUUGAGACCGGAAAAACUCUAAACCUGAAGAUUUUAGCCAUUGGAGAAGCAAACAAACAAGGCAAGCGAGAGUUGUUCUGUGAAGUGAAUGGGCAGCUUAGGCCGUUUUUGGUUGAAGAUAAAAAGGAAACAAAAAAAGUCGUAUUAAAUCCUAAAGCCGUCAAGGGCGUCAAAGGGUCGGUUGGCGCCCCAAUGCCCGGAAAAGUUGUUGCCAUUCGCGUAAAAGAAAACGAAGUUGUGCCAAAGGGUGCUCCACUAGUGGUGCUCAGCGCAAUGAAGAUGGAGACCAACGUUACGUCGCCAAUUGAGGGCAUAGUGACGUCAAUUUCAGUCAGCCCUGGUACGCACGUCGAAGGGAAUGAUCUCUUAGUCACUGUAGAACCAAAAGAAUAAACAUUAUUUUAAAUGCUUAUAUUUGAAUCACAUUCACCACAGACACAAUGAUCCUUAGGUGCUUUAAAAAUUCGACUUGGCUGUUGAGAAUGCUUUAAAUACCUUUUUUAUUACCCCCUCCCCCCAUUUAAUCCCUAAUCGAGCCGACCAUGACAGGAAGUAUUAUAUGUUUACUACCCCCUGUAUUGAUAACAUUCGCCCCCAAUACCACAUUUCUUAUUCAAUACCUUUUCAUACAAUGUGGCCAUUAAACGAAGAAAACUGGAUCUCAAACAGUCGUAAUACGAUAUCACAUGUUUCCACGAACCCUUUUCCAGUCUGGGCAAUUUUUUCACUUUAAAUACUAUUGAUUUGGCUUAUUUCUGAUUUACAUGAUGUAUUUGUAGUGAUUUAUUCUCAGAAAUGAAAUAUAAUGAAUUUCACACCGAAAAGCGAUUUCUUGUGUCGCAUAUUUUCGGCAAUCUAAAUAAGGAUGCAAUUUUAUCACAGUUUUUUUUUAUUUUGCUUUGUACCCUGAUGAUUCCAAUGAUGCUAAAUUAAAAAACCGGCCUAGCAUUUUACCUGUUUAGAGCCGUUGGUACCCUGCGUAUCAACCGACUGGCCUAUGAUCAGUGGAUCUUUCCAUUGCCGGCUUUGUUUGCCGUAUUUUCUUUCUCGCCAUAUUUUACUCACCCUAACAUGGCAGUUAUAGAGAUAAGAUUUCCAACCAAAACUGUUUCCUGGUAACUUUGGUGACAUCAUUGUACAAAGCCAUGGAUACAGACCCGCUAAUGUUGAUUUUUUGACGAUAUAAAAUCGUCAACAUACUGAGCUGAAAUUUUACGCCAUCUGUUUUAACGUAUUUCGCAUUUAUCUGCAGCGUUACAGUCAAAUUUUUUGUUUAUUUCGUCAUUUUUUCUGCUAACCCAAAAAUUCAAGACAUCCUUAAUUCGCAAAAGUUGAGAAACUUACAAAAACGUGUAAUGAUGAAGUGGAAGGAACGUAUAUCAAAUGCGAUGGC
Messenger RNA from Rhopilema esculentum, 4827 nucleotides. RefSeq names its product pyruvate carboxylase, mitochondrial-like. The record is from RefSeq and is a predicted model, not a curated record. Gene Ontology annotation, molecular function: pyruvate carboxylase activity; ATP binding; metal ion binding. Gene Ontology annotation, biological process: pyruvate metabolic process; gluconeogenesis. Lineage: Eukaryota; Metazoa; Cnidaria; Scyphozoa; Rhizostomeae; Rhizostomatidae. Gene Ontology annotation, cellular component: cytoplasm.